This is a messenger RNA of Labeo rohita (rohu), 2425 nucleotides long. It is a transcript of the gene frrs1b, whose product is annotated as ferric-chelate reductase 1b. Gene Ontology annotation, molecular function: oxidoreductase activity, acting on metal ions. NCBI's taxonomy places the organism in Eukaryota, Metazoa, Chordata, Actinopteri, Cypriniformes, Cyprinidae. The transcript is spliced from 16 exons. The record is from RefSeq and is a predicted model, not a curated record. Bases 128 to 1981 code for a protein of 617 amino acids.
ACCAAUCACACGCCACUCCGCAAAAGAGACCGCCCAUGAAACCGCCCAUAUUGUGCCUCGUGCAAUGCAGCUGAAGUACAACAGUGUGUUUUCGUUUUUUUAUGCGAUGGUAACUUAUUUUAGAUGAAUGGAGGUUCUCACAAAUAUGUGGAUUGUAUUGCUGCUGCUCUCAGUAUGUUCAGAGACAGUCAUGUGCUACAGUAAUGGAAAAGUUGAAGUGGCUUGUGGGGACAUGACACCCGGACAUGGCUUUGACCCCAGCACCAAAGAUCCACCAUUUAACAUCAAAGUAGACAAAUCCCAAUUCAGCCCUGGAGACGAAAUCAAAGUGACACUAUCAAUGAUGGCGUCUUCAGAGGGAAAACAUUACUUUAAAGGAUUCCUCAUAGAAGCAAGAAAUGCUGGGAAUCUCAAUGAAAUAGUUGGAUCAUUUAAGUUAAUCAGUCCUGACAUAUCUCAGCUUCUUAACUGCGACAAUAAAGAGGGCUCUGCUGUGAGUCAUACCAGUGAUGCCCAUAAGACUGAGGUCCAGGUGAUCUGGGUAGCACCAUCUGACUCUCCUCCCAGUGUGCAGUUUCUGGUAACUGUAGCCCGCGGCUAUAAAGAAUACUGGGUGAAGAUUCCAGGUCCUGUGGUGUCCCAAAAUGGUGUCGCUCCUCCAUCACAAACUUCUUUUGGUGGGUCCACUGGUGUCCAAACCACCCAAAUCACAACUUCCUCAAUACUGUCACAUUCGUUCACUUCUGAGGGCUGUGGAAGCACAAAGUCCUGUCUGAGAGAUCCCGAGGGCUGUGACCCACAAAACAACACCGCGUGUCACUUUCUGUCCUUUAGGACUUUGGGAAGUAGUGUGAUGUUUGAGCUCAGUGGACCUGCAGAGGGUUAUGUGUCCUUUGCAUUAUCUCUGGACAAAUGGAUGGGGGACGAUGACGUCUAUUUGUGUAUUAGAGACACAGACACAGUUGACAUCAAGGCUGGAUAUGUUUCUGGACGGCAUCACCCAGAAUACACUUCACAGAACGUUCUGAAAGACACAGCAUGGAGGCUGUCAGAUGGAGUGAUUCAGUGUAGCUUCCGCAGAGACGUACGCCUCCCACCUGAGAUACUGAACAGGUUCAGUCUGGACCAGAUGUACUACCUCUUUAUGGCUCAUGGUCGAGCUGAAAAUGGGCGAACCCAUCGACAUGACCGCCAACCUCUGAUUUCGACCUAUCAGACAGCCAUAUUGGGACCUCCUGAGGAUCUAACUGGUUCUCGGUCACCCCUGCUCAUGAAAUAUCACGGGGCUUUCAUGCUGAUCGCCUGGAUGUCGACGGUCAGUGCUGGUGUCAUCAUGGCUCGAUACUUCAAACCCGAUUGGCCCGAAAGCAAUAUUUUGGGGCAGAAGGUCUGGUUUCAGUUACAUCGAAUGCUAAUGGCCCUCACAGUUCUGCUUACCUUGGUCGGCUUUGUUUUGCCUUUUAUGUACCGAGGAGGCUGGAGCAAGCGGGCAGGCAUACACCCCUAUUUGGGUUGUGUUGUCAUGGCACUUGCUGUCAUCCAACCUCUCAUGGCACUUUUCAGACCUGCGCCAGACGCCUCAAGGAGAUAUAUCUUUAACUGGAUGCAUUUUGGAACAGGAACAGUAGCUCAGGUCAUUGCUGUUGUCACCAUCUUCCUCGGGAUCCAUCAGCAAGCUCUGCUCCUGCCUGCUCCAUGGUCCACAGGGGUCCUGGCAUCCAUAGUGGUGUGGUUUGUGCUGGCAGAUUUGGUUCUAGAAGUCCAUCGAAGGGGGUUUUUACCUAUAGGUAAAUAUUUUAAAAAUGUCAAAAUCUACACUGAACAUAUUAAUUCUGAUGACAAAGAAGAGGUCGUGUUUGUUCCUGAUGAGAGUGAGACUCAUAGCGUGGAGUUUCGUUUUAAAAACAUAGUUCUGGUUAUUUAUCUUUGUGGAAAUCUGGGACUUCUGACUCUUCUCCUUUGGACCAUCAGUGCAGUAUGAGACACUCUCAACAGUCGUUUCUACAUUUAGUCUUUGGGACUUUCACUAAUUGUGCCUAUUUUAAAACAAGCCAAAGAAAUAUGGAGUAAGAUGCCUGCCAGUUUACCGUGAUUAUUAGAAUGAAUUUGUCUGAUUUGAAAGUUUCUUGCCUGCUGAGUUACAAAUCAAUUUCGUAUAUUUUGUAGCACUUUUUGUAAUUUAUUUUUUUAUGUACAUUAUGUGCUUUUUAAGUCUUUAUUGAAUCUGAAGAACAUAUUUCCUUAGUGUGAUAUUUUGUUAACCGCAUUUAAUUAACAAUGUUUACAGAUCAAAUAAUUAUACCAAUCUUGAUGCUGUUUAUGUCUUUUUCUAAAUAUGAAAUAAUUAUGUUUUAACCACCUAAUUCUUUUAGUGCCUAAUGCAUUUGAAGACUCUUGCUGCCUGAAAUGUAAACAUUGUUAACAA